AUGCUUGAUGUACCUAAAAGGCAUUUCAGCAAAACACUGGAGAGGGGGAAAAUCAAAUUUCCCCGCACCACUGCCACUGCCCAGUCCCUAUCUCUCUCUCAAAUUUCUGUUCGUACAGCUCGCCCAUCGCCCGUCGCCGGUCGCCCGUCGUCCGUGUCUUCCCCCUCCGGCAGGCAGAUCCUCUCCAGCUCUCUCUCUCUCUCUCCGGCGUAUUUCCUCUCUCCGGCGCUUCCCACUCCGCCAGAGACGGUCGUCCGUCGUCUUCCCCCUCCGGCAGAUCCUCUCCAGCUCUCUCUCUCUCCCUCCGGCGCUUCCCGCUCCGCCAGAUUCGGUCGUCCGUCGUCUUCCCCCUCCGACAGAUCCUCUCCAGCUCUCUCUCUCUCUCUCCGGCGGUUUUCCUCUCUUCGCCGUUCUCUCUCGGCGUCCGGCGUCCGCCCUUCUCUUCGCCGUUCUCUCUCGGCGUCCGGCGUCCUCUGUCGUCCGGCAGAUCUCGUCCCAGUCCAGCUCUGUCUCCGGCAGAUCUUCUCUCCGUCGGGCAGAGGUGCAAGCAUUUUGAAAUUGGUGGAGAUAGGAAGGGUCCUUACAACCCAAGCUUGCUGGAGUGGAUUUGGAAGCAGAGAAAAAGUAGCAUGUUGGGAAGACAGUCAAAAGAUAGCCUCGCAGUGAUCUUGUUGUGGGGCAUGUGCAGAAUCCGUGAAUUUUGAAAUUUAUUACAACCAAUGUUAUCAUUCAGCAUUUUUUUUUUUUUUUUGGGGUACCACGGGGGCAUGAGCUCAAUUACAUACAAAUGGUUUGGUGAAUAUGUUGCAGUUUAUAGGUGCUUUAUAUUCAUUUGUGAGUAUAGUAGGAAAUUAUGUAAGCUAUCUAAUUGCUUCAUAGGAGUUGAUUGGAAGCAUUUUAAGGGUGUGAGUUGGUGUUAGUGAUUCAUUGUAUACCGAUGAGUUAUUGGGUAGGCAGAUAUCUGAUGAAAGCAUAGUCGGUCUUCGCUUGAAUUUGCAGUUUUUAUCAAUCAAACUUGCAAAUUUUUCUUAUGAAAUAAUAAUUGCAGGCCUCUCCCCUUUAUCACCGCCAUAUGGU
Alnus glutinosa is the source of this 1077-nucleotide messenger RNA. RefSeq lists its product as uncharacterized. The record is from RefSeq and is a predicted model, not a curated record. The transcript has 3 exons. Lineage: Eukaryota; Viridiplantae; Streptophyta; Magnoliopsida; Fagales; Betulaceae. Bases 1 to 666 code for a protein of 221 amino acids.